GUUUCUUGUUUCAGUUUGAGAUGGUUUUGGGGCUUUAUUUUAGAUCAGCUUUUCUGCUUAUCACUUUCUUAAAAAAAUACAUUUGUUUUGGAAAGGGUUAAGUGAGGAAAGCAUGGAUCAGGACUUAAACCACUUCUUCCAUUGCAGGGAUAGCAUCUAGGUUGCGCUUGUGUAACCAUGUUUGUUCCAUACCUGUUAGCAGGCAGGCAGGUAGGUGUGACUGAAGAUGGAAAGUAAAAGUGAUGCAAAUAGCUACUUGAGGAAAUUUUCUUCUGCUGACUAUAAUUCCAUUAUUGUUGUAAUAGACAGUCAUAUUCCCAUUUCAGAAUUCAAUACUGGUGCUAAGACUCAGUAUUUGGAGCACACUUUUAGCAAAAUUGGCAGGACCUGAAGAAGAAACUUGCAUUUCGGUGUAUAUUAUUCGAGAAUGUCUGUUGCAGUGUCAUUUGAAGCAGCUUGUACUGCAUAUUGCUGCUGAUGGACUGCUGGCCUGACCAUGUUGCAGACUCCUGAGUUCCUGUUUUUGUAAUUUAAAUAUAAAACUUAACAUUGAGGCAUAACUUCAGUGGGUUACUUUAUAGGAAAAUAAUUUCUACAAAUAAUAAUAGAAAUUUCUGCACUUAAUUCUGUCAGUUUUCUGUUAGUCAAUUUUUCAAUUACUUUCUUUGAAGAAGCAGAAACUUAGUCUUACUGGAUGCUGCCUACCCUCAGAAAGCAAUUGAAGUUGUGAAAAGUAUGUAGUGUAGGAACAUUUUACUGUUUUUCAAAGCUUUUAAUUUCAGCCUUUCAAUGCUUUCAUUCUGGUUGUGGGUAUUUCUAAGGCUCUGUCUCCCCUAGGAGUGUAUUGCAGUAUGUGUUGCUCUUUGAGCAGCAUAGAUUUCUUUAGCCCCCAGUGUGUUCACUGAUCACUCAUUCUUUUCUCUGAUGACUUACUCUACUCUUGAGAAUGAAACAAGCUCUGUUAGCAAAACCACAGUUUUGCAGGUUCAGCUGUAUUUGUUGUAAGAGUUUCACCCAGCACAACUGUCUUGUUUUGCAAUUCAGCCCUUGGGACAACAAAGCUUUCAUAAGAUAGGUUAUGCCCUGAGUAAUUCCAAUUCUUGAAAUAAAUCUUGUUUACGAAUAGCCUUUAAUUUUUAGUUUGUUUUACCUUUUUGGGGUGGAAAGGCAUGUCCAAUAAAUAAGUUUUUUAUGUGAAUUGCAUUCUUUCAGGAUUUUGAGAUAUUUCUUGAAGUCUGCAGUUAGAUCACUGGCAGCUGUCCUCCACUGUUGUCUUAUACUGAUGGAACUUUCUUUAGAUUCAGAUAAAGUCCUUUUUUGUUCAUAACUGUUUUUGUAGUUCCUCAAUGGAAGAGGUGUUAAAAACUGCCCACGGCACUAUGGAAACACUCAGACAAAAUAGUAAUUUACUGACACCUGUGAGGAGUUGUUGGGCAGAGUGAUGGAAAUGAAGAGCUUCAACCAUCGCUUCAGUAUGGCGGCAGCUGAAUCUGACAAAGACUCCGGAUAUUCAGAUGGAAGUUCAGAAUGCCCAAGUGCUAUGGAGCAGACGGACUCCGAGGAUGUGCUGAACACGCUGUGUUGGAAUGCAGAGGAUGGACCUUGGCAAUGCCCGAGGACCACAAGCAGCUCCUUUCCUACGCUAUCUCCUAUGGUUGUUAUGAAAAAUGUGUUGGUUAAACAGGGGAGUUCAUCACAGCUCCAGUCUUGGACUGUGCAGCCAUCCUUUGAAGUGAUUCCAGCUCAGCCACAGCUAGUGUUUCUUCGUCCAUCAAUCCCGCCUCCCAUUAAUCCUCACCCUGUUGGGAAAAAGAGAAAUGACUCCACUAAUUACCUGCCCAUCCUGAAUUCUUAUCCCAAAAUAGCACCACAGCCCUGCAAAAGAGAUCACUCCUUUGAUGUAGAAGAAUGUCAGGAAACCACUUGCCAUAAACGACUCUGCACAGAAGCACCCAAGAUGGAGACUUCUCCUGGACUGAUGAGCACAGGCUUGCCUGCUAGUUCUUUUUCCCACCUACCAGUUAGCUUUAAGACCCCUCAGGAUUCUAGCCAGCAAAAUUCUUCAGCUCUGGUGACAAGUGGAAAACCGUCAACUCUUCCUGGUUUUCAUCGUGUUUCCAGUGAUGCUCAGAAAGUGCCGGGUUUGACUCCUCUUUUGCCUUUUGGAACUCUGCAGGCAGCAAAGUGCACCCCUCAUGAGAGCGAGAGUGCGUCACAGACUACAAUGCCUUCUGCAGUGUGGAGCCCUCCAUUGAUACCAGAAGAGGUUUGCACUACCCCUGAGCUGCUCUUGCAGCAGCAAAGCAAGUGCAGACGCUUUCAGAAUACACUUGUUGUGCUACGCAGGUCGGGAUUGCUGGAGAUCACUUUAAAAACCAAGGAGCUCAUUCAUCAGAACCAAGUGACGCAGGCUGAGCUGGACCAGCUGAAGCACCAAACACAACUUUUCAUAGAGGCAAUAAAGAACAAUGCUCCACAGUCAUGGGCAGAGCUAGAAGCAUCUCUAACAGGAUCUGAUAAAGCUGAUAGCAACCUUGAAGACACCACUUAUCCCAACAUGUAGUAAAAAUGUGCAUAGCUGUUGGUCAAGUUAUUUCUGUGCCUCCUUUUUUCCUGUCUCAAACUUCUACUUGAGCAUUUUUUGAGUCAAAGAUUUGCAAAGUUGCGUUGCCAUUAACAAUUUGUCUUCAGAGCCAGCUGUAGGACUGGAAUAGCAUGGUGGGUUUAAGACAGAAUGAGUACUUAGUACUGCAGCAUGACCUGAAUUUCGUGCUAACUCUGUAAUUCCUUGGUCUGAAGAAGUUUGUAUGUGCUGGCAUGUUCCCAUUCUUGAAGUGAAGGCAGUAAUUUGCAGUAUUCCGCAAGCAUCUUUUUAUUCCCAUCUUCACACAGUUAUUUCUGAGAGUGUAUCAGCAGAACAGGCCCACUGUUGGGCCAUCAUCAGUUCCAAGUAGGUGAAGGGAGUUGGUGUGAGGUGAAAUAAGUCCUUUUCCCAUCCCCUUCCUUAGUUUUUUUAUUUAGAGAAAUUGAAUAGAGAGGAGAAUUUGAAGUUCAGAAUAUAUAUUUUUAGGAAGCGAUUGCCCUAGAAAACAAGAGAUGGGCUCAGGGUACCUAGAGAUGAAAGGAGGCAGAAAAAAUGAAGUCCAGUCGUAGCUGUUUGCGACAAGGAAAAAUGAGUCUACCAGUGACCUUCUCCAUUCUCUUUCCACUGCUCUAAUAGAGUAUAAAGGAAUGAAGAACUUGCUUUGCAGGGCAGUACCUUCUGACUUAGGGAGACUUAGCUGGUGGAAAUCUCUUGUAGUCCUUGGAGUACCACAUGGACUUUUUCUCUGACAGUAUGGAGGGUGGGCUGAAGUGGGUGUGCUUAGAACUAAUGGGCCUUUCUGCUGGUGUAAUUUGUAUAAGUAUAUGUUCAAUAAAUCUGUGAAUAAAGUUUAGCAGCUGGUUAGAAAUCUUCUACUGGGCAUCAGUCCAGACUUAAAUAGUAUUUACUAGAAAAAUCCACUCUGGAACUCAUACUUAAAUCUGGGGCUCCUUAGGAAGCAUAUCCCUGGAUAAUAGGGAACCUUAACAUCUAUAAAAAAAUAAGGAUGUUGAAGGUCUCUGGUGAUAAAUAUGUCAUCAGAUACCAUUCUGUUCAGUUUUCUUAGCUGCCUUUAUUUCUGGGAGCCCUGAUAAAGCUUUAAAACAAUAAGGGCUUUCCUUUCUUGGCUACAAUGUAAUAAAAUAGGUUAGCUUGGAAAUGCAUUUGGAAAAUUAGUUGACUACAUCAGGAACAGGAUAAGUCCAGAUUCUGGGCAGGAUCUGAAAGUGGUCCAGUAGAUUUGAACAGAAAUGUUAGCCUUGAAUGGAAACUGUAAGCAAUGAACUCAGUUUCUUUUAAUCCUCAAAGCUGCAAGAUUUGGUAUUAAGAAGUUAGCUAAAGACAGCUGUCCUGGUCUAAUCCGUCUGAUGGCCUGCUACAGCUUCAGUUGUUGACAACUUACAAGUGGGGUAGCUUGAUGGGUCAGACAGACUGGUUUUUGUAUUAAGUUUUAAUAAAUGUUGGUAUUUUUGAUUACUUUUACUAUGUCUUUUUGAAAUUCUACUGUUCUAGUUGGAAUGUAGGUAUUUUCUGUACUUUCAAAGCCCAUUGCUAGCUCUGAAUACUGUACCCUAACACCUCUGUUAUAGAACAUGACUUUUUUGCUAAAACUUUACAGAAAUUGACUGUGAAAUAUGAAUGAAAUAAAGUAUGUACUUGAAAA
Messenger RNA from Taeniopygia guttata (zebra finch), 4247 nucleotides. RefSeq names its product CproteinK interacting pacemaker (gene CIPC). Gene Ontology annotation, cellular component: nucleus. Lineage: Eukaryota; Metazoa; Chordata; Aves; Passeriformes; Estrildidae. The record is from RefSeq and is a predicted model, not a curated record. Gene Ontology annotation, biological process: negative regulation of circadian rhythm; negative regulation of DNA-templated transcription.